CUUCAAGCCACACUCCUCCCUAUUCACGUCAUACCGACCUACCUGAGACAUUACUGCUGUACUAUUCAGACAAUUCGGCUUCGCCUCUCUAAUACCCCGUCGUCAACUUGUUCGUUUUCAUUCCAAAAAAAACCUGGCAGGGCUUCCCUCGAGAACGCACCUUGUCAUUCUCCAACAUGAGGCUAUUCAUCAUACCCCUUUUCAUUGGUAUCAUAGGCAAUGCUAGUGCCACUAUUCGACCUCGGCAGUUGGGUAGUUCUUGUUGCUUUGGCCUCCAGUCCGUUGGUAUUGAUGGCGAGGAAGUUAAGGAGGAUCAUGUAGGAGAGCUGAGCCUAGGUGGCCCCUUCCAACAAGGCCUCUUCUGUUUGGACAAGUCAACAAGAACUGUCAAGGAUACACUUAACCACAACUGUUUUAUGAGGGCCCCUAAUGAGCAAUUCCAGUGCUACCCAGGUAUUGUUGGAGCCACAGCUUUUGACAUCUCGUCUCCCCGCCCAGAUGGCAAGUCAUACCUCAUCUACGACGAUGGGCCGGGUACUUUCUACGCUUGCCCUAUUGGAACUGGGAAUGAUAAAUACUACAGCAUUUUCUCAGACUUGAAACCUGAUAAGACUGGCUGCGCCCCGGUUGCUUUGGCUCUGUAUGGCCCGUCAUUAGGAUGCUAUACUUCCAGCAAUAACACAGUGGUUGCCCCAACUUCCAUGUCCAAGAAGACUAAAACCAGGAGAUCGCCUGUUCGGCUCCGUCAACGGCAGAUAUCUGCCACCACAACCUCAACGAUGUCCGGCUAUAGCCAAGUACCAGGUGCUGGAUUGUGGUCAAGCAUGCCUUCAAGUGCGAUCCCAAGCGCAAGUACCAAGGCUACGGUCAAGGCCGGCUCGGCGAGUAUCGAAUCGUCCCAAACCUGCUUGAUAUCACCAUCUGCGCCGUCUAUCGCUCCCAUUAGACUGGGUUCUCGUGAUAAGUCAGCUCCAGAUGGCAUCAAAGACAAUUCGGCGGAGGCAUCCAUCACAUCGCACAAUAGUACAGUCUUCCUAUACAACAUUCCUAGCUCAUUCCUCCCGCCUAUAUCAGGAGCAAAACCGGCUCUCUGCGCUUUGCAGUUCCGUAUGCCUGUCUGUACGGAACUCCCAAAAGGCUAUCCAUGCUAUAAUUUUAGUGGGUUAGAACAGGAGGUGCUCGCGAAUUCUGGUAUGAACUUUGAUCUGAUCCUUGACGAUGGCAAGGCGGCUUGGAAUGGAACUGCGCUACAGCAGAUCUUUCCCGGAGAGAACACGAUCUUGGGCACAUUCGAAUGCGGAGCACCAAAAGGCUCGUACGAUGAUCGGGACCGGAAGAUGGGCUGGAACGCGAGCAGUGUCCGUGGUUUCGGUCUCGAGUUCCUUCAUGCCGGGGUAGGCGACGAUGCUAAAUAUCAAGAUGGGAUUGGCGCUUGGAUUGUGCCCUGCCAAUAGUCUCCUUUCAAUCUGGUUCUUGGCAUAGGGAGUUUCGAAGCUCAGCUAUGAUUUUUCGGCCCAUCUUCUAUCUGAUUAUUGAUGUGGACAAGCCACG
Xylaria bambusicola is the source of this 1551-nucleotide messenger RNA. RefSeq lists its product as uncharacterized. Bases 177 to 1454 code for a protein of 425 amino acids. The transcript has a single exon. The record is from RefSeq and is a predicted model, not a curated record. NCBI's taxonomy places the organism in Eukaryota, Fungi, Ascomycota, Sordariomycetes, Xylariales, Xylariaceae.